This is a messenger RNA of Pollicipes pollicipes, 1845 nucleotides long. RefSeq names its product non-structural maintenance of chromosomes element 1 homolog. Lineage: Eukaryota; Metazoa; Arthropoda; Thecostraca; Pollicipedomorpha; Pollicipedidae. The transcript has 2 exons. Gene Ontology annotation, molecular function: ubiquitin-protein transferase activity. The record is from RefSeq and is a predicted model, not a curated record. The coding region runs from base 592 to 1305 and encodes 237 amino acids. Gene Ontology annotation, cellular component: nucleus; Smc5-Smc6 complex. Gene Ontology annotation, biological process: double-strand break repair via homologous recombination.
AUGCUUCCCUUGACAUGUGCAAACAUGUUGGCAUAUCAGUAAAAAUGUUGGGCAAACUUGUCUGGCAAGCAGCAUGGCAACCAUUUGAGCCAUGUACAUCUGAAUCCACUUAGAAUUCUGCUCAGUAUUCUGUGCAAGUUCACCACAUUUCUAGGCACAGGAAGCUAGUAUUUCAAUGCAAUGGGAUACUGAAAAGAUAAUUCCAUUGCAAAUUUUCCAAUUUUGCUCACCCAAUAAUACCCAUAAAAUUUGCCACAGUUUGGCCUGGCCUGAAUUCAGCACAUAGUAGCAUGAUGGUCAGCCCACUGGUAGCACAUAGGCAGAUGCAGGGAAUUAUUAUUUUGUUACAGGCUGGCAUUAGGGGUGUCUUCUGCUGGAUAGGAAACUACCCCCUGGUUGUACCAUCUGUAUGGUGCAAAUUUUCAUUGUUUUGAGGGCUUUUGUCAUUGUGGGCUGUUGUCAUUGUCUUUGAAACACACUCAACAUCUGAAGCUAUAUGGCAUCAUCUGCCUUUCACCCUGGCAGGGAAGAUGAACACUGCAGGGAAUCAAACCCACAGGUCAGUGAACCGCAGCCCUGGCAGCGCCUGUCAUGACCACUUACUGCGACGACCAUCGGCGCGUGGCGCAGGCGCUGAUGAGCCAGCCGGCGUUGUCGGAGGCCAAGCUGCUCGCUCUGAUACGACCGGCAACCGCGGCUCAGGCGGAGGCCGGUGAGCACGACCGGUCCAGGCUGAAAGCCUUCGUUGACGUGGUCAACGAACAGCUGCGGCCACUGGGGCUGGAGAUCACCAAACGGAAGUCGGAGUCGGACGGCGAGCGGAUGUACGCCCUGCUGAGCUUUGUCGACGUGCCGCCGACACGCGACAAGCCCGAGCUCCAGCUGCUCUUCAUGCAGGCCAUUGCGGGGGAAGUGUUCACCUCCACGGACGGCUGCAUAUCCUCCACGGACGCGCUCCACCUGGCGGACGGGCUGCCUUGCAAGACAACGAGCACGCAGGCGCAGUCGAUGCUGACGAAGCUGAUUGGGGACGGCUGGCUGGAGGACGCAGGGUUCGGUCAUGUGUGCCUCAGCACGCGCUGCAUCAUGGAGAUGGAGUCCUACCUCAAGCGUCACUACCCCGGCUACGUGCUCAGCUGCCCCUUGUGCAACGAUCUGGUAGUGCGCGGGGAGCCGUGCGCCGACUGUGGUAACGAGCGAUACCACAGGCCGUGCCUUCGCGAGUACAUUCAGAAGGUAGGCGCGAAAAUGUGCACGCAAUGCGGAUCCCAGCUGACGCCGGCGCCCGCCGACCGCGCCGGCUGACACCAGGCUCGGGAGAAGCGCGACUCGGCGGCAUUGUCGGCGUCAGCGCCGGUGCGAGGGCGGCGGCCUGGCUGCUCUGUUCCUGGCGGCAAGUUGUGGAGGUGGCCGCGCACUCGCACACCGCUUCGGGCUGAUAUUUUUUAACGCACAAGCUUGUAUAAAGUUGUGUCGGCUGUUUUUGCUCAUCAAUCGCGCCGUUUUCGUGAUGUGAACAGUGGAUCGAACAGUGCCGGAUGUGAGAUGGGAUCAAAUAGUUCGACGUCAUUUUGUCUGAGAUCUCAAGUAAGCAUCGAACAUUACAGGCAGAAAACGAAGCCGGGACGAAAGUUAGCCGUAUGGUCUGUAGCCCAGACCGUACAGUGGUGCCAGGGUUUCGCUUACCGGCCAGUAGGUGGCGUCAGUUAGUUUUUUGUUCAUCCGCUAGGUUCACGUCCAAGUCACGACACGGCAAACACGACACAGCUUCGGUUCAUGUUCAUGAGAAGGGCGUUGUGGUGUACGUACCUGAUGUGCCGCUUUCAAUACAUUAGCAUUUAAGGU